GCUAUGCUUUCUCAGCUCAGGCGACCCGCAAACAGUUUGUAUCAGACGAAAUGGGAAGAUGAAAAACGCCAGAAUACCGACAAUCAAACCAUCAGUUUUCUCAACACCCCAGAACCACAAACUCCCGGCCACACCAAACCAGACUUUCCCGGCAACACAAGACUCUCUCUCUCACCCAACUGCCACAGCUCUCUCCUCUGCUCUGCAACACUACAUCAACUCAGAUAACCCUUCCCAUGGCCAAAAGAUACAUUCCCAUAUUCUCAAAACUGGGUUCAGGCCUGGUACCAAUAUCUCAAUCAAACUCAUUAUAUUGAACUUGAAAUGUCGCUGUCUGAAAUAUGCACGCCAAGCGUUUGAUGAAUUACCUAAAAAAACUCUCUCUGCUUAUAAUUAUUUGAUUGGUGGGUACCUCAAACAUGGGCAGGUUCAAGAAUCACUUCGUUUGGUUCGUAGGCUGGUUUUGUCUGGUGAGAAGCCUGAUGGGUAUACGUUUUCUAUGAUUUUAAAGGCAUCAACUUGUGGUUGUAAUGUGCCUUUGCCAGUCAGUUUAGGAAGACUGGUACAUGCCCAGAUACUGAAAUCUGAUAUUGAGCCGGAUGAUGUUCUUUAUACGGCACUUGUUGACUCGUAUAUUAAGAAUGGGAAGGUUGGUUAUGCAAGGACUGUGUUUGAUAUGAUGUUGGAAAAGAAUGUGAUAUGCUCAACGUCCAUGAUUUCUGGGUACAUGAAUCAAGGCUCUGUUGAUGAUGCUGAAGAUAUAUUCAGGAAGACAGUGGAAAAAGAUGUCGUAGUAUAUAAUGCAAUGAUUGAAGGUUACAGCAAAUCAAUUAAGUAUGCUAGGAGAUCACUUGAGGUUUAUGUUGACAUGCAACGAUGGAACUUUCGGCCUAGUAUCUCUACAUUUGCUAGUCUGAUUGGGGCUUGCUCUGUGUUGACUACAUUUGAAAUAGGCCAACAAGUCCAAAGUCAACUUAUGAAGACUGAAUAUUUCACUGACAUUAAGCUGGGAAGUGCUCUCUUAGACAUGUACUCUAAAUGCGGACGAAUAGAGGACGCAAGAAGAGUUUUCGACCGCAUGCCUGAAAAGAAUGUAUUUUCAUGGACUUCCAUGAUUGAUGGAUAUGGGAAGAAUGGAUAUCCAGAUGAAGCACUUGAGCUCUUUGGCAAGAUGAAAAUGGAAUACCGCAUUGAACCUAAUUAUGUUACAUUCCUUGGUGCUCUAUCGGCUUGUGGACAUGCUGGGCUUGUUGGGAAAGGCCAGGAGAUCUUUGAUAGUAUGGAGAGAGAUUACUCAAUGAAACCGAAGAUGGAGCAUUAUGCUUGCAUGGUUGAUCUCUUAGGACGUGCAGGGAGUUUAAAGCAAGCAUGGGAGUUUAUAAUAGGGAUGCCCGAGAAGCCCAAUUCUGAUGUUUGGGCAGCCCUGCUUAGUUCUUGUAGGCUGCAUGGUGAUGUGGAGGUUGCAAGCAUAGCUGCCAAUGAACUUUUUAAGUUGAACGCUAAUGAUCGGCCUGGGGCAUAUGUUGCACUAUCCAAUACUUUGGCAGCUGCUGGGAAAUGGGACGGUGUAAGUGAUCUUAGGGAGAUAAUGAAGGCAAAAGGGGUAUCCAAAGAUACUGCCUGCAGUUGGGUUGAGUCUAAUAAUGCUUUAUAAGUUUUCAUGUUGAGCGGAAGAUAAACCUUAACUGACAUUUUUUUUAUGAGGGAGAUAAUCUGUUUCGACUGCUUUGUGCAAUAUAAUUCAGAUUCACAUAAGCCAUCUCUUAGAAGUCAUUCUUUUUCAAGGAUUGUCAAGUCUUGUUAUGUUCCUAUGAUCUUAUUUAGAUCUGAAUUAUAUUGUGCAAUUUUCUUCAAAGCAACUGGCUACACUGAAUGAACAUUCAUUCUUCAUUGUCGACAUGUUUUCCAUGUGUGAUUUUGGAACCUUUGGCUACGAGUGGAGACAAUAAUUGUUCGCAAGAUAAACACAGACAGAUAGCAAGCUUUGGGAUGUUCUCUCUGCAAAGAUUCUAUAGAAGGCCUAAAGGGCUCACUUCAACCAUUUUCUCUGGAGGGCAGAUGGCUAGAUUCAUCCACUUUCUCCAAGGGCAAAUGAAGUAAGUUCUCUUACCACUUCACUCCUGAUGUAUGGCCAAUGUCUUGAGAAUUUUAGGAGAGCAAGAGGCUGAACUCAAAGGCAAAAGCAUUUCAAUACCAAGUUGCUCAUCGUUCACGAGAUGGAGAUAUCUGUUAUGGUGGAACUAUAAUUUGGAAUUUGUGGUAUUACUUUUAAACCACUUCCAGUUUAUACACUUGAGCAUGAUUUGGUGGUCGAUAGUUAAAAUAUCUAGUGACAUGAAGGGGUUUGAGCUUAUUUGAGAUUGUGUUAAGGAGCUUAAAAAAUGCUUUUAGUACAUAAAAAGUUUAUGAAACUUUUGUCUAUCUCAAUGUGAGACCAACUUUCUAGAAUGUUACAUUCUUUUCG
Corylus avellana is the source of this 2464-nucleotide messenger RNA. Its product is annotated as Tetratricopeptide repeat (TPR)-like superfamily protein. NCBI's taxonomy places the organism in Eukaryota, Viridiplantae, Streptophyta, Magnoliopsida, Fagales, Betulaceae. Gene Ontology annotation, biological process: RNA modification. Gene Ontology annotation, molecular function: protein binding; RNA binding. The record is from RefSeq and is a predicted model, not a curated record.